Messenger RNA from Drosophila kikkawai, 3178 nucleotides. RefSeq names its product Synaptotagmin 4 (gene Syt4). NCBI's taxonomy places the organism in Eukaryota, Metazoa, Arthropoda, Insecta, Diptera, Drosophilidae. Gene Ontology annotation, molecular function: SNARE binding; phosphatidylserine binding; calcium-dependent phospholipid binding. Gene Ontology annotation, biological process: regulation of dopamine secretion; calcium ion-regulated exocytosis of neurotransmitter; regulation of calcium ion-dependent exocytosis. The record is from RefSeq and is a predicted model, not a curated record. Gene Ontology annotation, cellular component: exocytic vesicle; synapse; axon.
GAAGAAGCCACUGGCAAAAUAAAGUACAACGGCUGCGGAACUGCGUUGUAGUAGUAAUUUUUUUUGCACACAGCGUGGGCAUUGCAAAAGUCUCUUAAAAAAUUAAAAUUAAUUGCGAAAGUCUACAAACCAAAAACUACGAGGAACAUCGAGUGGCAGAUCUUGGAGAGCGGCGAAGCCACCACAUCCACUAAAAUGGCCGAAGAGUAUAUACCAGAUGUCAGCGUCAUGGACACGAUUGUGCCCGCCAUCCUGGGCCUGACCGCCGCUGCCGUGCUCUCGUCGGUGGCCUGCAUCUGCGCCAAGCAGAUGCGCAUCCGGAACAAGAAGCAGGGCCAGCACGAUGCCUCCUUCCCCUUCCAGCCGACCCGGCGUCCGACUGCCGUUCGCUCGCCCAGCGGCCAGCCGCCGCACUAUUUGAAGAAGUCACCCUCACCGACCGGAGGCAAGCAGAUGGGUCUGCUCUCGCCGAUGCAGGACCAGUCCACUUCCCCAAUUGCCCAGCCCAAUGUGCGGUAUGGUGAGGAUGAUGAGCAACCGCAUCCGGAGCAGCAAUCGGGCAACAAACUGACCGUGGUGGAUGGCAAUGGUCUAAAGCAGGUGCAGCACAACAAUCACCACCACUCGCCAGUGGAGACUAUUGCCAACGGGAGCGUGACCAUCACUCUGGACGACCAGGCGCUGGCCAAUGGCAAGGAGCUGACCGUGACCGAUCAGUACGGCAAGCUGGGCACCAUCUACUUCAAGCUGCGCUAUCUGGCCGAACGGAACGCCCUGAUGGUCUCCAUCAUCCGCUGCCGCGGGCUGCCCUGCAAGGGCGGAUCAGGAGGCACCGGCGACAUACCCACCGGCAUGAACGGACGCACCCAGGCUGCCACGGAUCCGUAUGUUAAGCUGCAGCUGCUGCCGGAUAAGCAGCACAAGGUAAAGACCCGCGUGGUGAGGAAUACCAGGAACCCGGUCUAUGACGAGGACUUCACCUUCUACGGCCUGAAUAUGAACGACCUGCAGAACAUGUCGCUGCACUUUGUGAUCCUCAGCUUCGAUCGGUACUCGCGGGACGACGUCAUCGGCGAGGUGGUGUGCCCAUUGUCCUCCAUUGAGAUUGGUGACAUUUCCAAGGAGGCCCUGUCCAUCAGCAAGGAGAUUCAGCCGCGCAGCCUCAAGAUUCGCGCCCAGGGACGUGGCGAAUUGCUCAUCUCGCUCUGCUGGCAACCAGCAGCCGGUCGUCUCACGGUGGUCCUCCUGAAGGCCAGAAACUUGCCCCGCAUGGAUGUCACCGGUCUGGCCGAUCCCUACGUCAAGAUCUAUCUGCUUUACAAUGGACAACGCAUCGCCAAGAAGAAGACCCACGUGAAGAAGCGGACCCUGAGCCCCGUUUUCAACGAGAGCUUCGCCUUUGAUAUUCCCGCCGCCGAGGGCACUGGCGCCAGUCUGGAGGGUGUGUCCUUGGAGUUGAUGCUGCUUGACUGGGAUCGCGUGACCAAGAAUGAGGUUAUUGGUCGCCUGGAGCUGGGCGGACCCAACUCGAGCAGCACCGCCCUGAACCACUGGAACGAGGUGUGCAACUCGCCGCGCCGCCAGAUCGCCGAGUGGCACAAGCUGAACGAGUAGGCAGUGGGAUGAGGCAACCACCGCCUGGGCGCUGGCGCCGUUUAGGGAGAGGGAACAGAAGCAGGAACCGGAAAUCGGAUACAAAAGCGGAAGCGAGAGUCAUACGGUUCUUGAGUAUGAGCUCGAUCCCAAUCUGAAUUCGACUUGUGUUUAGUUUUUAUAAUUUUUAUAUAUUUCAUUCGUAAUGAUUUCCUAAGUUUUCCUUAAUCUGUUGAUUUCUGGGGAAGAAAUACUUCCCUAAUUGGGUUGCUUUCCAACAGAGUCCCCGAGGGCAGUUAAAAAAUAUUUAGCAAGCAACCAACCAAACCACUAAGUAAAUUAAAUGUAUUAGAAAAUGUUUAGGACCUAAAGAAUGCAUGUAAAUGUAAGAUAAUUCAGAAGCAUCGUACUAUAUAAAUGUUUGCGAAAUGCGAAAAUGUAAUGUGCAAAGGAAAAUUCAACCUACUUGUAAUGAACACCGAUUUUUGUUGCUGUAUAGAACUUUGAUUAUUCAACGCUUCGAGUAACCUUCAUCUCCUCUCUGUAUGAUUUUCAUAUCAAGUCCCAUUUGAUGUGCCCACCACAAAGGAAAACUGAACUCGGCUCUCGAUAGCUACACGAAAUUAUUAACCAGGCAUGCAUAUGUAUAAAAUAUCUAUGAUGAUACCCAACUCUUAGGCAUAAUGUUUGUGUAUAAUUUGGUUACGAUUGCUUUGGGCUUUCCGUUCAAUUGUAAAGUAAUCAAAACGAACACCGAGACGAGGCUCUGGCUGGGUGUCCAGAUAGAAGCUUACUGCUUAUCACUUUAUACGUACUCCCUAACAUAACUAAAACUACAUACGAAUAAAAGGUAAACCAAAUUGAAUCUAGAGAGAACACGCAGCAGAAUGCUUAGCACCAAGAAGCUACAAAACCACACACAAAAUCGAACGAACAGGUCAGAGGAAAACCAAAGGGGAAAACAUCAAUUCGGAGAGAAAUCAACACACAAAUCGACACCGUAAUGUAAGCAGCAUAGUACACGUAGAAAUCGAAUACCACUAACUCUAGAGUAUACCACACUCACGAAUAGCUCAAACCGAACGCAAUACCUACUCUCGAGCUCCAGGGAGUAUCUGGCGGCACUACAUAUAGCUGUAAAGGAGAUAAAGGACAUAGGGGAUCUCCGGAGAAAGCUUAGCUUGCGGAAGAAGACACCGAGUCAUUAUCACCGAGUGUACUGAAUGCAAUUAUGAACUAUAACCGACCUACAUAUACAUAUAUAGACAUCAGACCGCUUCUUCGUAUAUUUUGUAAAAUGAAUGUUAGUCCAUUGAAACCCUUGAAUAACUCGUACGUACAUACAGCCAUAAGGAUAUAUACAGGCAUCCGAGAGAAUGCAGAAUACAACUUCACUUUGUGUCCAAUCAAAACUUCAAUUCGUCUAAUGGGAAAACAAUAAUUACCAGUACAUAUGCGAUGAGCUAUUGCAAUGGCACCCAAAUUAUAUGAGAUGUGUAUAAUUCUACAUUAUAUGUAAUAGUAAUUGUAAGCUACAUAAAAUGGUUAAUUUCCGUAAUAAAACAUAUUAUAUAAAAUAAAUGUA